UUCUCGCCGCGAUUCACAUCGCGCCCGCUUCUUCCCUGUCUCGUAUGCAUGCCUAUCCCGGGAAUGGUGUAGUCAGCCCGUAUCUGAAUUAUUUAUAGACCCGUGCCAGCUAUUUUUUUUUUUUUUUUUAAAUAUAUAUAUAUUUUUUUUUAAAUUCUGCUUGUGUGCACUGUUGGGAAAUGCGUUUUGCCUCCCUUUCUUCUCAAUAUAUUAAUGUCUUUGUUGGGGAGCGGUUUUUAUUCCCUGCAGACCCCUCUAAUACAAAAUUGAUGCUUAUUUUUCCCUUCAGGAAGGGGACGCUUUGAGGAUAAUCAUGCUUCACAGAAGAACGGCACCGACCUCCAGUUGCUUUAAACACAACCUCCUACACUAGGGUUCCAGGAAAAAAAAAAAAUAUUAUAAGAAUAAUCAUUAAAAAGGCGAAAGGAAUGCUUACUCUGGAACCUGCAUUUGACGAUCCUCCCCACUUGUGCUGAAUAUCCUCUGAAGUGAUUCUCUCCGGCUUUUGAAAUUGCACCGCUUCAAGACGCAAGAUUGCCACAAAGAAUCCUCUAUUUUUUUUACAGCCUAAUAGGAUUUUCUUUUUAACUCAUUCCCCAACGUUUGCCUCCCCGACCCUUAUUCUUCUUAUGUGGAUAUGCAAGCGAGAAGAGACUGGACAUUCCCAACAUGCUCUCUCCCUUGAUCUGUCCGUCUAGAGGUUCUGCUUCUACAAACCAAGCUAAAGCCAGGGACCAGUGGGCUGUGGUUCAGCCCUGUGGCCUGGACCUGGCCUGCAGAAGUGUGAAAGCUGCUAUGAGAAGGAGAAACAAGGAAACCUAAAAGUGAGCAUAGUCCCAGGAAGUUCCAGGGAGUGUAAGAGCCGAAGAUGAGGCCCAGGGUGGAGUGCUACUCUCCAGGGUUUUGGCUGGUGCUGGCAGUCCUCGCGACAACAGGGAGCGGGGCCCAUGCCCAGAAAAGCCACCCAAGCAUUGGCAUUGCGGUCAUCCUGGUGGGGACCUCAGACGAAGUGGCCAUCAAAGAUGCCCACGAGAAAGAUGACUUCCACCACCUCUCAGUGGUGCCUCGGGUGGAACUGGUGGCCAUGAAUGAGACAGAUCCCAAGAGCAUCAUAACCCGCAUCUGUGACCUCAUGUCAGACCGGAAGAUUCAAGGGGUAGUAUUCGCUGAUGACACAGAUCAGGAAGCCAUUGCCCAGAUCCUGGACUUCAUCUCUGCCCAGACUCUCACUCCCAUUCUGGGCAUCCAUGGAGGCUCCUCUAUGAUCAUGGCAGAUAAGGAUGAGUCAUCCAUGUUCUUCCAGUUUGGUCCAUCAAUAGAACAGCAAGCCUCUGUCAUGCUCAACAUCAUGGAAGAAUAUGACUGGUACAUCUUCUCCAUUGUCACUACUUACUUCCCUGGUUAUCAGGACUUUGUGAACAAGAUCCGCAGUACCAUUGAGCACAGCUUUGUGGGUUGGGAAUUGGAGGAGGUCCUCCUGUUGGACAUGUCCCUGGAUGAUGGGGACUCAAAGAUCCAGAACCAGCUCAAGAAGCUCCAAAGCCCAGUUAUCCUUCUCUACUGCACAAAGGAAGAGGCCACCUACAUUUUUGAGGUGGCCAACUCUGUGGGUCUGACAGGCUAUGGUUACACGUGGAUCGUGCCCAGCCUGGUGGCAGGGGAUACAGACACAGUGCCAUCUGAGUUCCCCACUGGGCUCAUCUCUGUCUCAUAUGAUGAAUGGGACUAUGGUCUUCCUGCCAGAGUGAGGGAUGGAAUAGCCAUAAUCACCACGGCUGCUUCUGAUAUGCUAUCUGAACACAGCUUCAUCCCUGAGCCCAAGAGCAGCUGUUACAACACCCAGGAGAAAAGGAUUUACCAGUCCAACAUGCUCAACAGGUACCUGAUCAAUGUCACCUUUGAAGGCAGGAAUUUGUCAUUCAGUGAGGACGGGUACCAGAUGCAUCCCAAGCUGGUGAUCAUCCUUCUGACAAAGGAGAGGAAGUGGGAGAGGGUGGGGAAAUGGAAGGAAAAAAAGUUGCAGAUGAAGUAUUACGUGUGGCCCCGCUUUGAGCUGUAUCCUGAUUCUGAGGAACGUGAGGAUGAUCACCUGAGUAUUGUGACCUUGGAAGAGGCACCGUUUGUCAUUGUGGAGAACGUGGACCCCCUAAGUGGCACCUGCAUGAGGAACACGGUCCCUUGCCAAAAACGCAUAGUGACUGAGAACAAAACCGAUGAGGAGCCAGAUUACAUGAAGAAAUGUUGCAAAGGGUUCUGCAUUGACAUCCUCAAGAAAAUCUCAAAGUCUGUCAAGUUCACCUAUGACCUCUACUUGGUGACUAAUGGCAAGCAUGGGAAAAAGAUCAAUGGAACGUGGAAUGGAAUGAUUGGAGAGGUUGUCACCAAACGGGCCUAUAUGGCUGUGGGAUCCCUCACCAUUAAUGAGGAGCGUUCGGAAGUGGUGGAUUUCUCUGUGCCCUUCAUUGAGACAGGAAUCAGCGUCAUGGUGUCACGUAGCAAUGGAACUGUCUCACCUUCUGCCUUCUUAGAGCCUUUCAGUGCUGACGUAUGGGUGAUGAUGUUUGUGAUGCUGCUUAUCAUCUCUGCGGUGGCUGUCUUCGUCUUUGAGUACUUCAGCCCUGUGGGCUAUAAUCGGUGCCUUGCUGAUGGCAGAGAGCCAGGAGGUCCUUCUUUCACCAUUGGCAAAGCUAUCUGGCUGCUGUGGGGGCUGGUGUUCAACAAUUCUGUGCCAGUGCAGAAUCCCAAGGGUACCACUAGCAAGAUCAUGGUGUCAGUGUGGGCCUUCUUCGCUGUCAUCUUUCUGGCCAGCUACACUGCCAACCUGGCUGCCUUCAUGAUCCAAGAGGAAUACGUGGACCAGGUGUCUGGCUUGAGCGACAAAAAGUUCCAGAAACCCAAUGACUUCUCACCCCCUUUCCGCUUCGGGACAGUUCCCAAUGGCAGCACAGAAAGGAACAUUCGCAACAACUACCCUGAAAUGCACAGCUACAUGGUGAAGUUCAAUCAGAGGGGGGUGGACGAUGCGCUAUUCUCACUGAAGACUGGGAAGUUGGACGCUUUCAUUUAUGACGCAGCAGUACUAAACUACAUGGCUGGCAGAGAUGAAGGCUGCAAGCUGGUGACGAUUGGGAGUGGGAAAGUGUUUGCCUCCACUGGCUAUGGCAUUGCCAUCCAAAAGGACUCAGGCUGGAAGCGCCAGGUUGAUCUUGCCAUUUUACAGCUUUUUGGAGAUGGGGAGAUGGAGGAGCUGGAAGCACUGUGGCUCACUGGCAUUUGUCACAAUGAGAAGAACGAGGUUAUGAGCAGCCAGCUGGAUAUAGAUAACAUGGCAGGUGUCUUCUACAUGCUGGGAGCAGCCAUGGCCCUCAGUCUCAUCACCUUCAUCUGUGAACAUCUCUUCUACUGGCAAUUCCGCCACUGCUUCAUGGGUGUCUGCUCUGGCAAGCCCGGCGUGGUCUUCUCCAUCAGCAGGGGUAUCUACAGCUGCAUCCAUGGCGUGGCCAUUGAGGAACGCCAGUCAGCAAUGAACUCCCCCACAGCGACUAUGAAUAACACCCAUUCCAACAUCCUCCGCCUGCUUCGGACAGCCAAGAACAUGGCCAACCUGUCAGGGGUCAAUGGCUCACCACAGAGUGCCCUGGACUUUAUCCGCCGUGAGUCGUCGGUCUAUGAUAUCUCUGAGCACCGCCGCAGCUUCACCCACUCGGACUGCAAGUCUUACAACAACCCCCCCUGCGAGGAGAACCUCUUUAGUGACUAUAUUAGUGAGGUGGAAAGGACCUUUGGCAAUCUCCAGCUGAAGGACAGCAAUGUGUAUCAGGACCAUUACCACCACCACCACCGCCCCCACAGCAUUGGCAGUACCAGCUCCAUUGACGGGCUCUAUGACUGUGACAACCCACCCUUCAAUGCCCAGUCACGGUCCAUUGGGAAGAAGCCCUUGGACCUGGGGUUACCCCCUGCCAAGCACAGCCAGCUGGGCGACCUUUAUGGCAAAUUCUCCUUCAAGAGUGACCGCUACGGGGGCAGCGGGGCCCACGACGACCUGAUCCGCUCGGACGUCUCUGACAUUUCCACUCACACGGUCACCUACGGCAACAUUGAGGGCAACGCAGCCAAGCGGCGGAAGCAGCAGUACAAGGACAGCCUGAAGAAGCGCCCGGCCUCUGCCAAGUCCCGGCGGGAGUUUGAUGAGAUAGAGCUGGCCUACCGCCGGCGCCCACCCCGCUCACCUGACCACAAGCGCUACUUCAGGGACAAGGAAGGGCUACGAGACUUCUACCUGGACCAGUUUCGAGCCAAGGAGAACUCGCCACACUGGGAACAUGUGGACCUAACGGAUAUCUACAAAGAGCGGGGAGAUGAGUUUAAGCGCGACACAGGAGGAGGAGGGGGCGGGUCCUGCACCAACAGGGCCCACCACAAGCAUGGCUCAGGCGAGUUUGGAGGAAGCAAUGAGCACAAGCAUGGAGGAGUCGUGAGUGGGGUCCCAGCACCGUGGGAGAAGAACCUGACCAACCUAGAGUGGGAGGAUCGCUCCGGGGCUAAUUUCUGCCGCGGUUGCCCUUCUAAGGUGCACAACUACACGCCAUCAGUGGUGGGGCAGAACUCCACCCGCCAGGCUUGCAUCCGCUGCGAGGCCUGCAAGAAAGCGGGCAACCUGUAUGACAUCAGUGAGGACAACUCGCUCCAAGAGCUGGACCAGCCACCUGCCCCCGUGCCCGUGGCCACCAGUGCCACCUCCUCCUCCAAAUAUCCUCAGAGCCCUUCCAAUUCUGCCUCCAAGGUGCAGAAGAAGAACCGCAACAAGCUCCGUCGGCAGCACUCCUAUGACACCUUUGUGGACCUGCAGAAGGAUGACUCAGCCCUGGCCCCCCGAAGCGUCAGCCUCAAGGACAAGGGCCGCUUUUUGGAGGGGAGCCCCUACGCUCACAUGUUUGAGAUGCCAGCCAGUGAGACCACCUUUGCCAACAACAAGUCCUCAGUGCCCGCCACCAGCUACCACCACCACAACAACCCCGGCAGCAGCGGGGGCUACAUGCUCAGCAAGUCGCUCUACCCCGACCGGGUCACCCAAAACCCUUUCAUCCCCACUUUUGGGGAUGACCAAUGCUUGCUCCACGGCAGCAAAUCUUAUUUCUUCAGGCAGCCUGUGGUGGCAGGAGGGCCCAAAGUCAGGCCAGACUUCCGAGCCAUUGUCACCACCAACAAGCCGGUGGUCUCAGCCCUUCAUGGGGCUGUGCCAGCCCGUUUCCAGAAGGACAUCUGUAUAGGGAACCAGUCCAACCCCUGUGUGCCUAACAACAAAAACCCCAGGGCUUUCAAUGGCUCCAGCAACGGGCAUGUUUAUGAGAAACUCUCCAGUAUUGAGUCUGACGUUUGAGUGAGAGGGGAAGAGCGCGGGGAGGGACUGGGGGUGUAUGUGGAGCAUGGGAGGGUGGGGUGGGAUCAAUCCCAUCAGCUACUCUUCUAGGUCAUUCUUAGUUUGUGGGAUACUGGAGUUCUGAGUAGUGCAGCACUGGUGACAAGUGCCACCUCUUUGGUUUCCCCACUUCCUCCUCCUCUUUCCCACCCCUUCCCUUUUAUCUCUUUUUCCAUGUUCUUGCUCCUCCCAUUCUCCUCCAUUCCUGGCCAUUGCACUUUACAGUGACGUUGAAGUUGGAUAUCCUUGCUCGUGAUUUCAGGAAGUGGAGAAAAAGGCAGGGAAGGGGUGGGCUGAGGGGGAGUGGCAGUGACUCUAGCAUUUUAGUUUUGCUGGCUCCCGGCAGAGAAAGACAUGUGCACACAAACAUGUGUGUGUGGCAGGAGGAGACAGCAGAAGCAGUGUAAUGGAAACGCAGGAAAACACGCUUGCCCAGGCAACUCUUCCUUAAACUGCCUAGAAGACAGUAGUGUUUGAAGACGUGGAGAAAGUGAAGGGGGAAUAACAUGACUAACUUGAUGAUGCACUUAUAUGUUAGCUAUACUGAGGUUCUCAUUACAUUAUUUUGUGAAGACUAUGGGGGUUUAGGGCUGAAAUAUAUAUAUAUUUGCGUAUAUGCUGAGAAAUUUUAUGCUAAAAAUUUGAAUUGUCUUCUGGGGGGUGUGGGGGGAGGGAGAGAAGGCUCGUCUGCAGGUCUGGCUAGUGGUUUCACUAUGGCUAUUAGAGCCAUUGAAUCUCUGGCAGACCAGUGGGAGAGAUGGAAAGGACGUGGGGUCUGAGUUUGGGAAAGUAAUCCUGGAGUCAGGGAGGCUGCUGGGAUCUCUGGCAGAGGAUGCUGGUUUGCACUGAAAUGAGAGGAGUUUGGGGAAAGGGGCACAGGGUUGGUUCAUUAGCUGUGAGUUGCUCACUAUUUGUGACAUACUUCAAGGGUGGGAGCAGUGUAUAGUGUGGGUUAGCCUAUACGUGAGUAUAUACAAUAACUUUAUACUUGAAAUGUCUGGGGAGAAAGCAAAAUAAAUUCAUGGUCCUAUAAGGUGUCUGGAUAACAAACAGUGGAACAGAGCUUAAGAGUAGGGAAAGGUGGGGAGUUGUGUCACUGUCACUUCAGGGACACCGAGCUUGUUUUGGCAUGUCCUUUCCGCACGGAGGGCAGGGAAAAAGGGCUUUCAUCCUUCUGCCCUCCCUACCCUUGGCCAGCAGAUCAGAACAAAAAGAAUAGGGUGCCCUCUGCCAAUGCUGCCAUGGUGCUGGAGAGGAAGAAAAAUGCCAUGAAACAGUGCGUGUGGUGGUGGUGGUGCUGGUGGACUGUUUCAAUGCCCCCUUGCACAUGUGGAAAUGGGAGGAAGGUGUGUGCACCCAUGGGAAAUACAUAUGUAUAUUUACUACUGAAUGUACAGGGGAAGUACAUGGCUUGUCUGCCUGCAAAGUGAUGCGCUUGAAUAAAUGCCAGAGAGCACAGAAACUUGUGCUGGGGGAUGAAGACGAGAUGUGCAAGGCUGAGACGCAUGUGUACGUACAUGUACGUGUGCCUCUGUGUGUGUGAGAGAGAGAGAUACUAGCACAGGUGCAAAGCUGGAAUAGCCUAGGGUUUUCCAUCCCUGCAGUUGUAGUGACAGCUUUCCUGGUGCACCUAGUAUCAAUAAGGGCGUUUUUUUUCUUUCCAUUGUAUCAUUUUAGAUGCAAGUUAAACUAAAGGAAAGGGAGCAAUGGUAGGAGUGAGAAGGUGAACUCCCCUUUCGAAUGUCUUCUUUCUCCUGAGGUGGGGUAUGGACCGACCUCUCCUGUCCUGAGAGAUAUAGCUAGUCUCUCCUUCUUAUCCUGGAUCUGUCCCAGUGUUUUGAUGACUGUGGCUUGCCAGGGGAAGGGUUGAGAGAGCCCUGUGCUGAGGGCAUGGGGACACUGCUGGGACUGACUCUGAAAGGAGAUGGCAGCCCUGUCUUUCUGAGCCACAUUUCUUGGAGCUGAAAGCCACCUCUCUCACUUUCCUCACUGCACCCUUGUUGCUUUUAUCUUACCUUUCUCUUUUUAAGCCAACAAAAGACCUUUUAUUUCUUUACCUAUUUAUUUUAUUUAUUUUUUAGAGCUGGGGUGGGGGGAGGGUGGGACUUGCCUGUAAAGUCAAAGAGCGUGAGGAGAGGGUGGGCAGGGUUGGUGGGGGGAAUAUUUUCUUAUAUUUCACUGAGGAAAUUAAGGAGGGAAGAGGGGGAGAGUCUUUGUAAUGUCACCCCUUAGUCUUCGGGGUAAGGGAACUUCUUACUCUUUCCCUCUUCUCUCAUUACAAGGACAAAAAGGAAAUGAAAAAAGAAAAAAAAAAAAAAACAAAAAACAAACAAACAAAAAAAGAAACCAAACAAAUUAACAGAGCGAUCUGCAAUCCAGAACACACGGCAGCUUGUCAGAGCCCUCUGACAGCAGCCACCAAGAAGGCGUUCCUUUCAUUUGUAAAUAUUUCUUUUUUAUUGCGUUUUUGUAUAAAUUGGUGUUUCUCUUCUCGUGAAUAUUCAGGUCGUGGGGUGGGAGGGAGGGGAAGUUUGUUUCCGUUCUGUUUGUUUUCUACGACUUUUCAAGCUGCGUUUUUGGAAGCGGUUUACGCGGGUCGAGGCCGUAUGAAUGAGGAAAAAGAGAGAGAGAGAGAGAAACCCAUGUGUGUUGUGUUCCCCCAAGGCCCUCUGUAUUGCCCUGACACCUUUAUCUUCAUGAAUGGAAGACGCCGGAACGUCACUUCAAGCCUUGCCAGCAGGGUUUCAUGUUUUGAUGGGAACACCCCCAAUUCCUUUUUGCAUAUAAACUCUCUGUACCAGCAUCUCUCUGUGGAGUUUGGGCCUCAAGGCACUACGCUGUCUUGAUAGUGGUGGGGUGAACCAUCAAGUUGGCCGCUCAGGUUGGACCAUCACUUUGACACUAAGAGACUUCUCCAAUGCUACUUUGGUUUAGAAAUCUUGGACCUGGGAAAGCUUGUGAUAAUUUCUGGUAUUUCCUAAGGGCUUGGGGGGGAGCUUGACAGCUGGCAAGGGCAGCUAAUCUCUUUGGCGGUUAUCUCGGUACUUUUCCGUCCCUCCCCACCUGGAACGAGGAAACCUGGAGGGUGGCUCUGCAGGGAAAUUAAGCCGAAAACAAACCAAAAAGAAGUUAACGGAACUUUUUUCAAAAUCUCUUCUUAAAGGUUCUGAUUUUUGUGUUCCGGGGUGAAAGUUGGUUCGUAUUUUCUCCGAACUGGUCUGUCCCUUGUUCUACUGAUUGGCAAAUGAUAGUUUGCCAAAAUCAUUAUCUAGUGUUGAUACUGUUGUAGCACUGUUAACACUCCGAGUGCUCUGCAAAUAUUAACUGUGCCACAAACCACUCGAAUGCUCUAGGGCAACCAGAAAAGAAGAACUGGAAAUUCUGGACUGAACCACUGGUCUAACAACAGGAGCCUGGUAUUUUGCCUUCUCCCAUAAUAGAUUAGGCCACGUGUCCAUCAGGUUAAUCUUUUCUCCUAUAAGCUAUCUUUUCUGGUUGCUUUGUUCAUUUUAGUUCUGACAGGUCAACAAGUUUUGGGGCAGAGAUGAAGGGGAAGGGGCGGGAGGGGGGAGGGGUGUAAUUCAUAAUCCAGAAAAUAAAUGGAUAAUGUUAUUAAACUCUGAUUAUAUAUUUAGAAUUUUAGAUUUGGUGUAUUUUCAUUCUAAGUAUUCAAAUGAAUCAAUCAGGUAAUAUUAGCAGCAGGUGUUGUCUAUACUAGAAAACCACUCAUGUGCUGUUUAUUACCUGUCCAGAAAAGAAUGGGAUUUCAUACCAGAUCCUGACAAAACUCCACGUCCCCUCCCUUGCCAUUUCUCUCUCUCUCCUGUAGAAACACCAGUAUUUUCCGGGGCAGUGGCUAGGAACAUUUCCCCUCUUUGAAAGUUUCUGCAUACAAGAAUACUGAGAAAAAACCAUUGUGUCCUCGACAGUUGGUGACCUCUACCCGUUAUUUGCAGCCAGUCUCCUGGGGAAGAUUAGGCAACUUUGGCAAUGUUUCUGACAAUUUACCUCCUCACUCUAGCCCCAGGCAUGGCUCUUUGAGAGGUGUUUUCAUGAGCCAUGUUCUUCUGAAGUGGUGCUGUAGUAUUCGUACUCAGUGAAGGAGGAUGUGUAUGAAGGAGACAGAGGAAGUAUUCAAAAAAUACCAGAAAUGUGCCAUGCACAGUGAAAAGCAGAUGGCAGGUCGAACUUGCAGCCAUGGAUCUCCAUAUCAUAAACCUUCUUGGAGUAGUCACACCAGCUUUUUGCAGUAGAGCAACACAACACAGCCUGGUGUAGUAGUUCUCUGUCUCCCAUCACACCUCCCACUGAGGGCAAUAUCAGAACUUGCCGUUCAUAUCAUAAGUAGGAACGAAAACCUGCAGUCAGGACUUGCUGUCAGUUGAGACAAUGAAGCACACAGGCCCCACCUCCUCAGCAAAAUCCCAUUCCUUUCUCUCUGAAAUCCAGCAUGCGUCAUCAGAAAUCUCCAGGCAAGAACCCCAGUGGGUUCAAAAUGCUCAGCAAUAUGCAAGUUUGAACUUUGCCCGUACUGAUAUUUCAAUUCCAGUGCAUGGGGGAGGAAAGUUCCUUUGUAAAGUCCUAAAGGAUUUGAUGAAGGAGUUAAGAGUUGUCAGGAUGGGCCUCUUUGCUUCUGGCUUCUUUAGCAAUGCAUGCUGACAUUGAGCUCCUCACUCCAAGAAGACACUAGCAUCCAUCUUGAAUAAAGCCCUUUGGUACUUUCAAAUCAGGAUUGUUUCUCACAACAACAUUGCCAGCAAAAGAGAGAGGGGGAGACAGAGAAUGAAUGUGGUGGUGGUGACAGGUUGGAGUGAUCAGAGAUACCUCAGGGAUCUUUAUAGGCAAGUCUUUGCUUUAGAGCUUUCUAUCAAAUGUGGCAUAUCCUCCCACCUCCAUUGCUUAUCAACAGAUGGAAGCAAGACUGGGAACACAGCCAACGAUCAGACUUAGGCCUUUCGCACAUCCUCCACUUCAGUCAAGCAACCUUUGAUGAGCCCUUGCCAUGGAGAAGGGUGGGAGGUUGCACUUCCCCACGUAUUUAUGGUUGCCAAAAAGAAAAGGAAAAGGAGAGGGGACAAAGAUGAGGUGUGUUGAUGAAAGGACUUUGUGCUGACUCUCUGCACCAUCGCUUUAAGGAAUUACUCUUCGCCCUUCUUGUUCAAUCCAUGCUGGCAAAGGGUAGGGUCCAAUUAUGCUGCCUCUCCAUGGCAUAUGCCUGGCUCACCACAGGAGCCCCUGGGAGCCGUGUGCGACAAAGAAACUGGAUUGAUGGCAACAAAUGGGGACGGACACCAAACCACGAUCCCCAUCUGCACCCACUCUUCCCCAUAAGUGCUUCCCUGCUGCUGAACACACCUGGUGUGUCCACCUGGAACACACCUACCAUGCUGCUGGAUGCUGCAGGGCACAUCGAGAUAGUAACUAGCGGGACCCGAUUGUUGUCCCCACAAGGGCUUAUUUUUCAAUUUGCAGCCAAAUAGAUUCGCAAGCCAUAGACCCUCGCUGCAUUCACCCACCUAUCACUUUCCCUGUGACUCCCUCCCUCUUCCUUCCUCCAAGGCAAACUGGGGUGUGACUGUCUCACUGGCAAUAUGAAUAAUAUUGCUUCAUCUUCAUCGCAGGCCUCUGGAACCUCCCUCGGGCUGACUGCAGAAGACUUGGGUGUCUGCCAUUAAGAACGGCAACAAUGGCAACAACAAAAACCAUUUUGCAAUUGGCUUUGAGUCUUUCUUCAUCUUUGAGCAUCCCCAAAUUCUUCUCCUAGCCAUGCCAUUUGAUGAAUUCUGUCACCCUUCUGUCAUUGCUGACACAAAAACUGGCACAGCAUGAAUCUGCUUGUGUAUAGAAAAAGCCAGUGAACCUUCACCUCAGAGAACAGCACUCAUGUCUGCCGGAUACCAGGGGUACGUUCCCUGGGUGCUGGAUGGUAAAAAGAGGAUCUCUGUGAUGCGUUAGUAGUUACAGAUCUUCUUAACCUGCUGGCCUCCUGCCAUAAAGGUUCACAGCAAGCAUCAGUACACACUUCAACAGGUCAGAAAAAAAAUUCCAAGCUGUGGGACAGGGGUUCCUCUGGGCACAGCGCUACACAUACAAGGCAUACUGGGGAAGUUUCAAAUACACUAUGAACAAACUCAGCACAGCAGGAAGCUGUGAGGCUUGUGUGGCUCUAUGUGUGUGCGCAUACACACAGACACACACAGUACAUAUUGCAGUACGCUUUAAUGACUCUGUCCCACAAUGUGUUUUGCCAAGUAGGAACAACGUGACUUUCCUAAUGUUUCCGCUUGGUAGUUAUUUUAAUUUAUGUGCUCACUUUGUGGACUUUUUACAUCAUCUGCUUUCUUGAUUGCAGCAUUACCAUGUAAAUAUGUGUGUAUAUAUGUACAGAAACUAACUCAAGCAAUUAUAUUCAGGUUGGGUAAAAAGGUGGGUUUUAUAUCUGUACCAGUAUUUCCUUAUUAAAUAAUGGCAUGGGGUGGGUUGGGAAAGUUAACUUCUAAAUUGUGGUUUUAUUGGUCUGUGGUGUUUGAAGUUUGUUUCAGUGGUUGCUUUUGCUGGUUCGGAAAGUUUACCUGGAUGUUAUAUGUGUGUGCCAAGAGGGGGUCCCCCAAACAGGGGAGGUUUGGGAUUGGUGAGGGGUGGUGGGUAGCAGAGGGUGUUAAUAAUUUCCUGUAAUAAAAGCCGUGUUGAUUGCUAGGACUGUUGUGUCAGGCACAGGGCUGUUUCCUUCUCUAUGUGCUUUGCUCUUUUAUUACUUUCUCUUCCCUGGUCCCCACUGUCUUCUCCCUGGCACAUCAGCAGAGUACAUUUGUUACUGUGAUUACAGAGAUCUCUCUGUGGGCCUUUCAUCUUCUGACCAGACUCUUCCAAUCUCCCUCUUUUUGUGGCCUUCCCACUACCAGUGGGAGGGAAGCAGCGUGGUCUCAGACCUCUUGCCAUUCUUGACCGUUUGCUUCCUCUGCUUUAGACCCUAUAUAUUCUUCCUCUAAGUAGAAUGUCAUUUGCAGGUGUUUUGGUCUCUCCCGCCAGCUUACUGCCUCAUCUCCGCUGGCUCUUAUCUGCUUACUUCCCAUCUUACACUGAUUUUUUGAUUUCAUUUCUAUGCUUCUUCUCUCAAAAGGACUUAUGCUGCCUAUUUCGCCCAUCUGCUCCUCUAUUACUGUCUGUUGCUCUGUUGUCUUCACCAGACUGGCAAUGCUGUGCAGAAUGAAUGAAGGGCAAAGCCUCUGCUUCUCUCCUGGCAAAAUUCUAGCCCUCACCAGAUGUUUUAGAAGAUAUUUGAUAACUACUUUUGACUUCUCUGUCACUGUCACUGAGGUGGUGUUCUGCUCUUGCCCACUCAAGAAAUAAGAAUUGAUCAGCCUGGCGAAUUAGCCAGUGCAAGGAAGCAGCAGAAUUGCUUUUUUUCUGAGAAAGGCAAGGCAAAUGAUAUCAUUUCCAUCCUUGAUGUCUGACUGGUGAAUUUAGAGCAGGGGCAGAUACAGUUUUAUCCACUUCAGGUUGACCCCUAUCAAGGUCAGUAGAGUUUCUUUGCUUUUUCUCUGUGGGGAAAAAGCAAGGCUGCUGGUGAGAAGUAUGCUAUCUUUUAGAAGCACAGGGCUACCUUCCUUUAUUGCCUAGAGGUCAUUGGAUUGUAAACAUCUACAGGAUGUUCUGCUGUUGCAAACCUGGGAGUGGAUGUCCUGUAUUAUUUGGUCCCUUUCUGUCUGACAAAUCAGUAUAAGCUGGUGCUUGGCACUAACUACCUAGGGUUUGUGGUCUAGUAUCAUGUCUGUAAGGGAGGAAAGUGACAGGGUGUGACAUGGUGAAUAAGCAGUCAGAGCCACUGUGGAACUGGUAGAGGCUCUAGGCAGAUUCCAAGACACCUCCAUCCUUCCCUUUUUGACAGCUUGCAUUGUUUCUUAAUGAACAUUCAUCAAUCCACCAUACUGCACAGCCAUGGCCCUGGCUGCUCACCCCUGAAGACACCUGGGUCUGCUGGUCACAGUCUGAGAACAGGCCGGUCAGCCUCUCAGCGUGAGUGUGUGUGUUGCCAUGUGCCAAGGUCUCUCUCAGGGUUUGAGUGGUACUGUAUGAAAGUGUAUGGGCAGUGCAGAGAGCAAUGGAAGGGGUUAGCAUGACCAAGGGUUAUCCAGGGCGGUAGUCUUCUCCCAGCUGCAGCUAACUUUCGCUCAACCUGCCAUUGCAGGCCUGCAUCCCUGAUUUGUGGGUGGGAGAAACCACUACAGCCACAUGGGAAUGGAGCUCUGCUCAGAGGUGUUGUGAGCAAGGUAGACACCCCUCUCACGUACCCUUGCUGUGACCUUGGCAUGGCUGUCCCAGCAUGGUCCACCGGUGGCCUGUGAACUUUGUGAAUACAUGGCUGCAAAUACCUGUCAGUCUGGGAGGAAGUGAUGUUUUGGAUUUGAGUGACUCCUGCAGCAUUCUAAAUGUAAGUGAGUUGGAAACUGCUGGCCCAUUUGGUGCUACCCCAGGGAUAUGGGCUGGCAAUCCCCUUGGAUGUACGUCCCAUUAGAUUAGAUUUGGACAGAACAGUGAAUUACUUUCUGAGCAUCACCAGGCUCCUUGCUGUGUUCCUUGAUUAUUCAAAUGUUGCCAUAAGCAUGACAUUCUGGCAACAUUUGCAGGGGCAUCCAGAGAGAAUGAUCUAUCAAUCCCAUGAGACUUCUAUCUGGGCCCAUGGGGCAUUGGCUGCUAAGUCCCAUGUCAUCUGAAGAAGGAUUACACUUGUCCCUGACAGACAAAAAUCAGUCAAAGGAUAAGUUUUGUGCUUUCUCCCUCUGCUUUUCUUCCAGGCUUUGGAACCAGAUCCGCUUGACACAGGCAGCUAACUCCUCUGAAAUUCAGCAGCUUUUGGAACAAGCUGUUUAGGGGUUUAGAUGCUAGACUGCCUUUUGUGGAUUCUCUUGCUUGUGUGAGCCUCUUCCUGCAAUGCGUUUUUUCAAGAUUCAUCUCCAGGAACCACCGUGCUUGAACAUAGCUUAGAGGGGUUCCCUCUGCUUGAGAUCACCAUAUGUAUGUUGGCAUGCUGCUGCUACUUGUCUGUGUUUCUUGCACUUGCCUAAUUGUGGGGGGUAGGGUGGUUUCAUAUUGGUAUGUGUAUUUAUGCAGCCUGCACACAUUUGUAUGUGUGGUGCCACAGUCUGUAUGUGUGCCUUAGUGUUGUACACAUGUUUUGAGCUCAGAGAAAAGUGUUUGAAGCUGUAUGCUGCUAAAGCCAGGUGAUGAUACCCAUAGGUACCUUGGCAACCCUUUGUUGACUAUGCUUACCUGGUUGGCCCUGGCACGCUGCUUUGUUUGGACUCUGGGGAACCAGCUCUGAAUCGUGACAAGGCUGGGAUGCAUGAGUCCUCCUGGAGGUGGUUGUGAAUACAGCACAGGAAACCAUUCCAUGCAUUCAUUCACUUCUGUGCUGAACCUGCUGUGCCACAGUUUCAAACCAUUGUGCCAUGCUCAUUGCCUAUUUAUUUCGGGCCUUAACUGGUAGGUGGAGCAGGAAGACAAUCAUGGCAGUGACCAGUAAGGUCUUUUGAGAGAGAUCUGGUCAAUCUGUCCUAUGCUGAAACAAUAGGCUCCUUUGCUUGAUGGACCUGCUGGGGAGGGCCUACAGUGCCAAUCAGCACAGCACUUUAACUGGCCAAACUGCUAAACAAGACAACUGCUGCUGUUCUCUGUCAGCAUCCGGAAAAGACAAUCAGGACCUGAUGAAGAGAGGAAUGCCAUGACAAGUCGCAUGAGGAAGAGCACCACUUGGGGGUCAGGGCCCUCAUUAUCCAAUUGUCUUAAAGUCUGCUUAAACCAGUCCUUUAGCGCUGGUGUCACUGGGCCCUUUGAUAUUUCUUUUUAUUUAUAGUAUAUAAAAUGUACAGAAUAAUCUCGUGGCCUCCAGUGACUUCUUCUAUCAGCACAUCCAUCCACUUCUUCCGCUUUCUUCCAUGUUCAGCUGCUCUUCCCUCUCCAUCAGGUUGUAUCCUGUGCUCUGCCAGGCUUGUCUUUUAUGGAAAAGAAGAUAGAUGUGUGAGUGUGUGUACCCAUAUGUGUGUGUAUUUUAAGUAUUAUUACUAUUAUAACAUGCUAUAUACCUAAAAGCUGCCUAGCAAGCUGGAGCCUUCAAGAGUGCUGUAGGAAACGACCUUCCCACUAGACGGUGUGGUUAGUGCGGAGGUUAGCACAGAAAGCUGCUAGCUUUGGAGGCCUCUCUGCCUGUCUGGUUGCUUUUCUUAUCUUUGGAGCAGGCUCUCUCUCACAUGUGGUCAGAAAUUCGGCAAACUGCUCUUUUUAGCUUUGCUUUUUCAAAAUUUCUAACAUGGGGAGGGAAGGUUUGUUGAUUAGCUGUUGAUUUCUUUCAUACGUUCGUUCGUUUGUUUGUUUACACAGUCCUUUUAGUGGGAGCAGGGAGGUGUUUUCAGCAAUACAACUUUCCGAGACCUCAGUUCUGUGCAGUUAUUGUUUGUAUGGUUCAGCUGUGUUUGGAGUCUUUCCUUUGUAUUGUGGUUUCUUCUGAAUGGCAGGCUAUCUUGAAAAUGUCUCUUUGCCAGUGAGCAAGCACCAUCCUUUGUAAUUGGAGGCGAGGGCUGGUAUAUAGAGGAGGCAGCAGCCUUUUGGGAAGUAGCUUUUCACUGACUUCCCUGUGGAGUCAAACAGAAGGCAAACUAUUUAACCAUUGCACAGGUGGGUUUUGGGGUUUGUUGGUUGUUUUUUUGUUGUUUUGUUUUUUAUUGUUGUUGGUACUCCCUCUCUUUUCCUCCCUUUUUUAAUUUUUCUCUUUUUUCCCUUAAAAAAAUAAUGUUUCUCCAGUAAGCUUUGGCCAUUGCCCCAAAGGCUGCUGUGAGGCACGUAGCAGGCAGGGAGGGUGUCUGACCCCCCAGGUCCUGCCUUCUUAAAGCCAUGCAGGAUUGCCCGGAUGAGAAGCGAGAAAGGCCCUUUUUGGCAGUUUCCCAGCCAUUCCUGGGAUAAGGACCCUCUGGCUGCUGAGGGGCUUGACCCAAAGGAAACAAGCAUCCGCAGGAGAUCAUCCUCUGGCUUGUAUGGGUUGUGGGUCAGGCUGGAAGGUAGGCAGGACAAGAUGGCACACCGACCCCUGCACAGCCCUUUUCAUGCUGGGGCAGGAGCAGGGUGUGUACGUCCAUAAAAGGGACAAAUGACCCUAAACAGGCCAGUAGGUUUCAGCCUCACCUCUCCUGAGCUAUUUUCAAGUGGGUGGGGCUGACCCUUGGCUUGGGAACAUCAUUCAAGGCUGAACAGAGUCUCACAGACCAUGAAGUAGGGGUUAAAGGUGGUAAAUGAGUAUCUGGCCAGCUCGAUGUCAUGACACCUAUGGGAACGCCCAGCACCUUUGGCACCUUCAUUCUUUGGAACUUCAAAGUGGCUGAGAGCAGUAGUGGAGGACUGUCAUGUCUAAUUGGGUUGGGGCAGGUAGCGUCUCUAGAGCUGGCACAGGUCAGCUUCAGCUGUAUUUGCUUUCUAACACUGUACAUUUACUUUUGAGAGUACGUUUGAUGAUCUCAGUCUACCAACCAAAAGAAAACUAAAUACUCACCUCUAGUGUAAGUCUUCUACUGCCCAACACUGCUACCUCCUCUUCUCUUGAGCUGUUGGUAUCUUAUGGUGAACCUGGCCACCCAGCAGGCUGUUGCACACAGCAGAUAUCCUAUCCGCUUCUGAGAUCAUCUUUGCCUAAAUUUUGCCUCCUCCUCAUCCCCUUUAUGUAUGCACAUACAUGUGUGCGCGCACACACACACACACACACACGCCCACCUCCAGCCACUCCGCUGGUGAAAAUCAGAGCCACAGAGACAUGAGGACAUGAGUGCCAAAUGACUUUUUAUUUCUCAAGUAAGUGAUAAAAAUCUUUUGUUCUGUUUCUUUUUCCUUUUUUUUUUUUACAUAUGCAAAUGUAAAAGGGAACCGACAGCGAAUUGGUGGUGGCGAGAGGAAAUGGGAUGUUUUGUAACCCUAGCUGCAGUACAAAAAAAAAAAAAGAAAUAAAAAUACAUUAAAAAUAUUUAAAAAACAUGAAAAGGAAAAAAAAACUUGAACUAUUUUGGAAAUAUUGUGAAUAAUUUUUUGAUAUAAAAAAUAAUUUUUAUGUAGCAUGAAAACCACCAAAAUAAAAUGAUCAAGAAUAAAUUUUGUGCAGAGGGUGUUUUUGUUUAGUUUUUGAGGGAAAAGAAGGAAGAGAGAAGCAAUGAAGUGUGAGAGAAGGAUGCUACUGCUAUACCAUAGCUUUUACUGUGAGUUACACAAUACAUCAUGGUUUUUCUUCAGUCUUGGUAACUGGAGUCUUGUGAUUAUGUUUUUAAAAAAAAAAAAAAAAAACCAAACUCAUUUUAUAUGAAAAGAAAGAUGUUUUUAUCUCUGAUUGCUGUGGAGAAAACCUUAAAAUUAAGAACUGAAUGAAUCCAAAAGACUCAAAAACAAAAGGCAUAUUGGAAAUGACCAUGAAUUGCUUUCGAGUGUUAACAGCAAUCAUGAAUUUUUUCCACUUCAUUUAUGAUUUUUGAGUUGUUGAGGUUGAACUUGAGGUACUUGGAGCAGAGGGUGUUGAAAGAGGUAAAGACAACAUUAAGAAAGGGCUAACAAAGUUCUGGGCUUUGUUAUAUGAGGCGCAGGAGUUAUACCACGGGUCUCUUCACAUUUCCUCCUGAGUAAGGGAACAAGUAGUGUCCUUUGCUGGAUAUAUUGGCACUCAAUCUUCAAUCCUUAAAAAAACCCCAAACCCUUAAAAAAUUACAGGUUUCUUAAAGGAAAUUCCAAUUCCAGACAAAACAGUAAAUCAUCUCAGCACUCCAGUCCCUCUUAGAAAUGACAUUGGUGAUUCUCGUGUUCCCUGAAGGAAGUGGGGAGUCAGUGCUCUUUGUCUCCUUUGGGGACUCUGAUGCUAGAUGCUGGAGAACAAAAUUGUCUUUGAGCAGGUGGUAAUAUCUAUCUCGUCUUGCUGGGGAUCAAGUUGUUGCACCUUCGAAUUGUCAGAGGAUGGGAGAUGCUGGUUUCCGGACUGUCAGCUGGUAGGUUGCUCAAUCUGUUCUGUCUUGAAAAUACUCCCUGUGUCUGAAUGAAUCAGACCUCCUGCAUAUGAAUUUCAUCUUCCCUUCCUCAUGCUCUCAUCUCCCAUGCAAUCAUUAAAACACUGCCCCAUCAGCCAGCAGGGGACCUUCUCUGAUGCUCCUGGUCUUGCUAAAUGUCUUCUACAUCGUAGGCGGGGAGGCACACCAUGUAGCUUAAAAUAUGGGUUCAGCACUGACCAAGAAGAAAGGAAAUCAGUAAAGACUCAAUAUCAGAGUCAAUAUCAGACUAUCAGCUACUUCUCUGGCAGCGUACAGAAAAAGAACCCUGAGCCAGAGCUUUGUCUUCUGCUCAUGUCAAGACAGAGUUGGGUGGAGCGGACAGGGAGAACCUGGAGGCAGCAGUGGUGUAAACCAACUUGACUGGUGGGUUCUUGAAUUCUGAGCACCAGACAGGUGUGAAAGAGGAUCCAUGGGAAUAUUACCUCUUGGUGGAGGAAAGAGAGGGAGAGUCCUUUUAGCAUAAAAGAGACUGAAUGCUGAAGUAACUUCUUGGCUUGUUUAGGUCUGAGUUAGCCUGUGUCUGCCUGUUGCCAAUCCCUACUCCAUGCACUAUAUGGUUUUGCUUUUUUAUUCCUACAGGGAAGAAGAGAGUGACUUUCCUCUGCCUUGUGAAGUUUUUGUCAUUAGUUAUAAACCUAGGGUUUUCCUCCAGUGAGUAUCUAGCUAUUUACCCUUUUUCGUACUUGUUCUGUCUGCUAGUCCCAUUUUCUCACCUUCACCCCUCACCAGGAAGAUUGUCUUAUAUAGGAAGGAACAGUAUACCUCUGUGGACUCCUGUCCUUGCAUGUUAAGAAAAGGGGCCAUUGCUCCCUUAAGGAAAGAAGUCGGCACUGUUCUAUGCCCUUCAAUGAACCAUGAGGGCUGAGAAGUCAUUACAACACAGCUUAUAGUUAUUCCUUACCUUGCUUUUGUCCAGUGACUUGGAUAUUCCAGUUGCCUUCCUUAGAAAGAACAUAGUGUGUUACAUCUGUGAUCAUUGUGGACUAGCUCUGUAUUCCAGGGAGCUGGCAUUUGCUCCCUCAAAGACAAGAAGGAGAAUCACAAGGAACCUUUUAUCUUUAGCCUGGAUAAACACCCUGUGACUGGUGCUCUACCAGCAGACUCCUAUUUAUAUGCAUCCCCUUAGCAGAGUCAGGGAUCAAGGUAGUAGCAGCAGCAAAGGGUAGGAAAAGUGGAAUCAGGGAGAGAGUGAUGUGUGGGUGACCAUGUAAUGUUGUGCUGGUGUGUGGUGUGUACUCAUCAGCUCGAGAAUGUGGUAUAGAAUGAGAGCAUCACUGUAACUUUAUGACUCCAGGUCUUCUUGCUUCUCCAUCUGAGAGGUGGUCUUUCUUUCUCUUCCCUGAGCAGCAGGAUGCCCCAUGGAGGACAUGGGUUGGGGGACGGGGCAAGGGUCUGAGCACCUGCAGGUGCAGCUUCAGUCCUAAAAGUGAUAAAAGGAGAAGUCACAAUGAAAACCUCAGCUCCAGAGGCUUUGCCUUUCUUCAGCAAAAGUCAGAGGAAUGAAUGUAGAGGAGAAGAAUAGAUAACUUUAACACACAGGGUGUUAGGAUGAGGAAAAACAUGGACUGGAAAUAUGGAUCUGGGUGGAAUACAUUUUAAAAGCAACUCCCUUGAAGUGGAGGGAUACAGCUAAAGCAGAAACUUGGUAAAUGCUCUGAAAAUUUAGACUUCGAAGCAUAAUGUCUCACUCGAACUGGGGCUUUGGUCAUGCGUUAUGCUAGCUGGAAGUUAAGCCAGGGGCCAUUCUUCUACUCCAACCUCCAUGCUUACCUUCCCUUCCCUGGAGUGAAGCUCUCUUUCCUUAGAGCCAAAGUGUUUAAUGGCGAAAUAAAACAGCUUGCAUUUUGCCCACCUUGCCUCUGCACCUCACUGCUCAGAUCUCAGGUCUUUCAAAGUAGACAUUCAACCAGGCCAAGGAGGGCAGAAGUUCUUCCAGUACAGGUGUACAGUGAGGGCAGGAGACUGGAGGUUUUGAGCACACAAGCCCUAGAUGAUCUCCUUGAAACACCUCUGUGUCUUUGUUAACGUAUGUGCUUCUCAGUUUGUUUCCUGCCACAGGUGAUUUGCAUCGUCCAUCAGGAAGCCAAUAUUCUGUCAGUGAAGAAAAACUUGUCAAUGUGGCUUUUCAACAUUUGAACAAGAAACUAGGAUUGUAGUUACAGAGAAGGCAUCUGCAAAGAUGCAUAACUCAUACCUGAGUGUAUAAGCUGAUAUUCUUCAUCUCUUGGAGCAAACGAUUUCAAGGCUCCUCUUUGGUCUCCCACACACAGGGACUUUUCCAAGUGAUAAAUGCACUUCCACUGGUUCUGGUGGCCCUUUUGUUCACACAGAUUCUCAUUUUUCAGCUCCAGGAACUAAACCUUGUUGUGCUAAGACACAGGUGAAAAUAUCCCAUUUGGGGCUAAAGAGAGUUAGUUGUAAUGAAAGGCACUUCUAGUUUUGCAGCUUCAUGUUGCUUAGGCACUAACCAUUCAGACUUCCUCCCCAAGCUCUCUCUGUACUGAAGCGGCAGCCCAGUUUUCUGUCCCUGCCGACCUUCCGCUUCUCUAUAUGCAGAGAGUACAGGCUUCAUGGCCGCUUUCUUAUCUGAGGCGUUAGAUUAAAACUGGAGAAGAAUGUCGUUUUGGACCUGUCGCUGUGGCUCUCUGAUUAGUUAUCCUCGCUGAGGAGGCAAGAGACCGAGGCCUGUCAGCCACAAGGUUAAGCUUUGGGUAAGUGAUCGCCCUUCAGCUGUGGGUUGCUGCUGCACUGUUAGCAGGGGGGACGUGCACUGGAAUGCUAAGUGACUAAACCACGCACUGGCUGCGCUUUGAAGGCUGGUGUGCGAGUAGACUCGUAUCUAAGCAGAAAAGAAGGGAUUGGUUUUCUCCUUGUAUAUUUCCCCUGCUCCCAAGGGAAAAUCUCCUGAAAAAGGGGAAAUGGAAGGUUCUUCCCUCUCUGGAAACUCAGACUACUGCUUCUGUGCACAGUAUUAUUUUGCAGUGGUAGAAUAAGGCAGAUCUUUGACUGGUCCCCAGACACAGGUGCUGGGUGUGUUUCUGAGGCAAUAGCACAGUUUCUCCUACAAGGGGCAGGGCCACUUUCUCUGCCAUCUCGGAAGAGGGACAUGAGUCCUUGGAUGGGACUUGAGUCCAGAGUCUCAGGCAUUUGGUGCUUGCAUGGCUCUGUUCAAGUCACCUUACUACCCCUGGAUAUCCUGGAUAGUGGGGGGUGCCUGGGUGCCGGCAGCGCUGAUUGGGAAGAAAUAAUAAGAUAAUGUUCAUGCCAUGUUUGCAACAAGUAGGGAAAGCCUUUUAGAAGCACCUGAGAGAUUUAUUAAAAUAAACUCCAUCUCAUUGAAAGCCAAUAGUGCUUAGCUGCUCGGGUGCUUUUAGAAAUUUCCACUAUGAAAGCUAAGAAUGUUUAUUCUUUUAAAAAACCUCUUUAUGAAGGGGCUGGUGUAUUUAAUAGAUGAGCUCUUCUGAGCCUAAAAUAUUGCAAUGGUAUACUCAACUAGCAGCUACUCCUAAAGGAUGCCUUGGGUUGAGCUGAGGAUACGAAGCUACCUUCAGAGGGCGCAAGAACUGCCUCCUUUAUAGCAGCUGCCACAGAGGGGGAAGUAGACAGCACACUGGGCAGGAUUUUGUCAGAAAGGUAUGCUUGGAGAUGCACAUUGAAUGCAAGCAGUGGCUGGUGGCUUCAGGGGUAAUUUUGUGUUGGUCAAAAUGCCUCUAGCUCUCCUAACAACACUGUUGCUGUGGAGUUGGACAGUGUCAAUAUCAGUUAUUAACCUGGGAAUUAGGGAGUAAAGUGAAGCUUUGCAAGCAGGGUGAAACCUUGACUUAAAAUUGAUCAAAACCAUUCAGGUCCUGUUUUCCAGAAAGCUUUGUCCAUUCAAUGCUUCACACUGCCAUAGUUCUUACUUCAAAGAGUUUGCAAUUAUAAUGCUAAACUGAAAUAUGUUAAUAUUACAUUUACAUUAACAAGUAAAUUGACAGAUGCCAUAGUUUACGUAUAUUAUGCAAAUAUCCUGAGAUCUCGCAUGCAUUUGCAUCUACAUUUCUUAAGAUUAAAUGAGAUGUACACUUCAUAGGAGAAAUAAUUGAGGCAUCAAGACAUAUGAUAAGCUGGGUGACUUGAUAUGGCUUGUGGUAUGAACUGUGGCAGAGCCAAAGAGUAGAGGAAGAGGACAUCUGGCAUUUUCAUGUAUGAAAAUAUUGUGUUCAUGGUUGCUCUUUAGGGAAAGCAGUGCAGAAAUCUCUCUGAGACGUGUCAGAAGUAGUGCAGGAAGCUUGUGCUGGGAGACAUGAUUUGACAUCUUGCAACCUCAACCCAAAGUCCAGUCAUAGUCUCAGCCUGUUGGGGUAUUUUUGAGAUUUGAGAAAGAAAUACUCCCCUCUUUGCAGCACUGUACAAAUAUCCCCCAGCUGAGCUUCCCCCACCUGGUAAGGGAUGAGAAUUUCCUGUGCAGGCAGGGAAACAGCAAGGAGGCAAGCCGGUGAUCCGCAUAGGAGCAGGCAGUCAGACCCCAGACUUGCCUGUCAGCACUUCACUACCUGGCAAGAUGUCUUCUUCUUAUUGUUACCCCUCUGGAGGUCAUGAAGGAUGAUAGGUAUUUUCAAAGCUAUGCCCAGGGCAAUCAGCUUCUGUUUCAGGUGAGUUUGAUGAGAAGUCUUGCUAUUCUGACAAUGCUCUGGUUUUCUAGCUUCAUUUCAAUUCUUCCAUUGGGCAGAGCCUUGAGGAUGCUGUACCUCAUCCCAGCCUUGGAUAAAGAGAACCCAAACCAUAAACUGUGGUAAUUUUCUAUGUAAAUUUUUAAUUACAUCUACUUUUACAGAUAGCAUGAGGAAGUGCUCUCUGAUCCAGAGAGGUGCUGGGCUGUACAGGCUCUCUCAGGAUGCAUGCAGUGCAUAGGGCUCAGCCUCUGCUGCCACUCUGAUCUGACUUUCUCUGAGGCUCUACUAGGAUUCAAAAUACAACCCAUUUCUUUUCCUUGGAAACUUGCACAUCAAGGUCUUAGUGUGCUCCUCACAAGUAGUCUUGAGCAUCCCUCUGCCACUUUUGUCAGGCUGCUAGAAACUUUCAGCUUUUACAGGAAGGCUGUCAAAACAUUGUAUAGAAAACAGUUUCCAUCUUCAGUUCCACUAGUGUGCACUAACACCUCAGGCUGUCACAUUGGAGAGGCUUCAUCAAGAACGUCUUUGUACCGUGCAAAGUGUUCAUCCAACUUGGCAUCUCUUGAUGAAGUUCAUCCAAGACUCUGUUGGAGUAGUGACUGAACUUCCUGGCCAGCUUCUUCUAGAGCUUUGCUUCCAAAUCUUGCAGGAUGCUUUGAAGUGCAAACAAACAUGUAGCUGGACAGGAGCUAACCUAGCUUCCUUUUGUCUUCAAAAGGCUAGGAUGAUAAAAACAGUUUUUCUGGGGUUACAGUUCUGCUUAGUUCAAGUUCCAGCCUCAUAAUUACUCCAAAAUGUUAGGUCUGUCUUGCCAGUACCCCUUUAAAUUAUGCAUAGACUCCUGCUUACAGAGUCACUGCCACUAUUCAAAUAUUCAAUGGUUCCUUACAUUUAAUUUUGGAUGGUUUAUUAUCUCCAGGGAGGAGACAAUGUUUUAAAAAAAGAAAUCUUGCUGAUGAAAAGAAGUAGAGCUUACAUUGACUCUGCAGCAAACAGUUAAUUUGAGUUCUCAAGAACAUGCAUGUCUUGGACAUCAAAUUUAUACUUAUUUGCAUUUCAAGGGCACAUGUGACAUACAACAUUGCCUUCUCAUCCAGUAACACGAUCUAAACUUAAUGGUUAAUGUCAAGUUUUUAUUAACAUUUACAAGUGCAUUGAGAGAUUAAUUUGUUUACUUGCAUUAUGCAAAACUGAUUUAAGAUCAUGGCUUGCAUUUACACACAUUUACAUAGUGUUUCCUGAUUAAUACAUUAUAAUACACACAAAUCACGUGUAAAUUGCAGGCUCACAUCUGGCAACAGAAACUUCAUUUUGUUGGCAGUGUAAUAAUUGACUCGUCUGGCAGAACUUUUCCAGCAGGUUGCCACUUGAAGUCAGAAUAUGGCAGGGAGGGAAGGAGGAACAGGGAUCAGAGGCUGAUUUUCUGUGAAGUCUUUCCUUAUCAUGUGUUACUUGCCAAUACCCUGCAGACAUGAAACAGAAGAAGAGGAUGCCAAGGAGAGCUGGCAACAAGUUUCAUGUUCAUGCUGUGGCCCUAGGUCAGGCUCCUGUGAACACGCAGUUUGGUUACAUGCUCAGUGGCUUUAGGCUUGGAGGCAGUGGGUGAGCAGCAAAAGGAGCCAGUGAAAGGAAAGGGCCAACAACCAUUGCUGCCAGUCAUGGCCUGGUUAACCUUCCUCAGGAAGAGGCCCAGCUGGUACAGCAGAGACCCUCAAGACACUCUGCUCUGCUCCCUGUGGUGCCUUUGGCUGGGGAUGUUCAGGCUGGCUGAUUGGCACAGGAGGACCAGUGGAGGAUAGAGGAGAAGGGCAGCAAUGACCAUCGAGCACCUGGUGUGGGGCUGAGACGGGACCCAGAAAUGCAGCACCCUUGCACUGAACACGAGGGCAAGGGGACGCUGUGGACACUUCCCCAGUGUAGCAUCUUCCUAAGGGAAAGAGCGGUCGAACUCAGGCUUGCCUCAUCUUUUCCAGGCCCUAAUCCUACUAUCUUUUCACCACCAGUCAUGACCUCAUCCUCCUCUUCCCUACAACCUCACCCCCCUUCGGUUCUUCUUUCUGUAAAUAUCUCUUCCUGAUUUUGGACAAGCAGGGAUCAACAGAUUCUGGAAGGGGGUGGGGAAGAUACUUGUUUCAUUUUGGUUUUCAACUUUCUCUCUUGAAUUUUGGUGUUUGAACUUAAAAAGAUAGUAUAUAUAAAUAUACAAAUAUAUAUAUUUAAGCAAAUGGAUUUCCUGGAGAGCUGUGAACGGAGUUGAUUUUUUUCUCCUAUGAUUUCUCUUGUUUCUCAUUAGGGUUUGUUUUCUGGGGAUGAAGGUUUUUGUGAACUGUUGAGAUUUCCAAUUCAGCCCUGUUUAAAGGAUGUGGAGGGGGGGGGAAAAAAAAAAAGAAGAAAAAUCACAAAACCACAAAAACCUUUGUGAUGUACAAAACCUGUAAAUAGUCAAAGAUACUUUCUCUUUUCUAACAACAAAUUAUUUCUGUCACUUUAUAUUCAAAAAUAAAGAAACCACAGAAUA
This is a messenger RNA of Strigops habroptila (Kakapo), 25662 nucleotides long. It is a transcript of the gene GRIN2B, whose product is annotated as glutamate ionotropic receptor NMDA type subunit 2B. The transcript is spliced from 14 exons. Gene Ontology annotation, molecular function: transmitter-gated monoatomic ion channel activity involved in regulation of postsynaptic membrane potential; NMDA glutamate receptor activity. Gene Ontology annotation, biological process: synaptic transmission, glutamatergic; monoatomic ion transport; long-term synaptic potentiation. Gene Ontology annotation, cellular component: postsynaptic membrane; plasma membrane; postsynaptic density membrane. The record is from RefSeq and is a predicted model, not a curated record. NCBI's taxonomy places the organism in Eukaryota, Metazoa, Chordata, Aves, Psittaciformes, Psittacidae. The coding region runs from base 869 to 5383 and encodes 1504 amino acids.